UAAUGGCGGCACCCAUGCAGACGUUAAACAUUAAUUUGUAAGCUAGUAAAAUGCAACAAAGAUACAGGAUUCCAACAAUACAUAAAUACUUUUGAAACAAAAGAUAGCAGUGCCAUUUUGUUUCUUUAUACGUAAUUUUCCGGGCCCCGAGAUACAGAACGCUUUGUGAUCGCAAUCAAACGUGACGAAGACACGCUUAUCAAACAAGAAGGAAUAACUUUAAAUGUAACAACGGAAACACUACAGACAAUAUGGAGUUUAUUAAACAGGAGAGUGAAGACAUGAGUUGUGCAGAAGCAUGCAGCGUGAAAGAUGAAGUAACAACGGAACAAAGAGAACUGAUGGAACUGAAAGAGGAAAGUGAAGAAAUGAAAGUGGAGGAUAAACAUCAGCAUCAGGUACCUCGUGAAAAAGCGACUAGCUGCUUACAGAUUGAAAAGAAUGUCUUGCAAAAAAAGACUUUCGCCUGCCCUCAGUGUGAAAAGAGUUACAGCAGUAAAGGAAACCUUGAGGUGCACUUGAAAACCCACACCGGAGAAAAGCCUUUCACGUGCCCUCAGUGUGAAAAGAGGUUCAUGUUUAAAGGAAGACUUAAUGCGCACAUAAGGAGUCACACCGGGGAGAAGCCUUUUACGUGCCCUCAGUGUGGGAAGAAUUUCAGCAGCAAAGGAAUUCUUGCUAGGCAUGUGAAAAUUCACGAUGCACGGGACCCCUUUACCUGCCUCCAGUGUGGAAAAAGUUUUGCCGUGAAACAGUACUAUAACCGUCACAUGAAAAUUCACUCCGGAGAGAAGCCUUUCACAUGCCCUAAUUGUGGAAGAGGUUUCACAGAGAAACAAAGCUUUAACCAUCAUAUUAGAAGUCACACUGGAGAGAAGCCUUUCGAGUGCCCUCUGUGUGGAAAAGGUUUCACGCGUAAAGAAAGCUUUGAAUACCACAUGAGAAUUCACACCGGAGAGAAGCCUUUUACGUGCUCCCAGUGUGGGAAGAGUUUCACACGUAAAGAGUCCUUUAAGUUGCAUAUGAGAAUUCACACUGGGGAAAAGCCUUUUACAUGCCCUCAGUGUGGAAAAAGCUUCGCCGAUAAACCAAGCUUUAACUGUCACGUAAGAAUUCACAACGGAGAGAAGCCUUUCACGUGCCCUCAGUGUGGAAACAGCUACCCGUGUAGACGAUACCUGAAAAGGCACAUGAAAGUUCACGCUGCAGUCAAACCUUUCACCUGCCCUCAGUGUGGAAAAGGUUACACAGACAAAGGAGGCCUUACCAAUCACAUCACAAAUAUUCACACUGGAGAGAAGCCUUUCCCAUGCCUUCAAUGUGGAAUGAGCUUUUCACGAAGAACAGCCUUUAAUACACAUAUGAGGAUCCACACAGGAGAGAAGCCGUUUGCGUGCCAGCAGUGUGAAGAGAGUUUCACAAACAGAAGAAGACUUGCUACCCACAUGAGAAUUCACACUGGGGAAAAGCCGUUUACCUGCUUCCAGUGUGGGAAGAGUUUCACGCGCAAAAGGACACUUAAUACGCACAUGAGAAUUCACACCGGAGAGAAGCCGUUCGCGUGCCAGCAGUGCGAGGAGAGUUUCACAAACAAAAGAAGACUUGAUUCCCAUAUGAGAAGUCACACCGGAGAGAAGCCUUACACGUGCUCUCAGUGUGGGAGGGGCUUCACACGACCGAGAAGUCUUAAAAAUCACGUUUGCUCUAACUCUAAAGUGAGGUCGUUUAACUGUGAUCAGUGCUGUAUAAAUUUUACUUCGGCAUCAGCCCUAAAAAUACACCUUGAAGUUCAUACCGAGCAGAAUCGUUCCUCUAGAUCAGCAGAAAAAACUCACGCCUGCUUGGAGUGUGGGAAGGCCUUUUCUAAUACCAGUGACUUGGGGCGGCACCUGAGAAUCCAUACUGGCGAAAGACCUUACAGGUGCUCAUAUUGCGGAAAGGGUUUCACUCUGUCGCAAAGCCUGAAAAUACACGAGAGAGUUCAUAUUGGAGGAAUGCCAUACCACUGCACUUCAUGUAGGAAGGGUUUCAGCCAAUUAUAUACUCUACAGAUUCAUAGAAUAAAGUAUUGCCCAAAGUUAUCGAAGUGAGCAAAUUGCAUGUCAUUUUCAGUGAAAAUAAUGUAAUUGAUUUAAAAAGUCUUGAGGCUUCCCGUAUACCAUAUGCAGCUUUCAGUGAGGCCGUUUACAUGCACGUUCUUAUACGCAAACACAUUAAAAGUCUUUCCUUAACAGUGUAAGGUCAUAAACGUAUUAAGAGUAAACCGACUGACAUGGGUAGAUGUUUGCCCAUUACCCUAAUUUUGCGUUGCAUGUACACACCUUAACCGGCACUCUAGUCGGCUUAUCCAAUGUGUACACACGCACAUGCCUCUUCAAGGUUUGACAUCAACGGCAGGAAAUAUUUCGAUUAUUUCAUAUCUCAUGUAAACAUCCUUUUCUUACAUUUAGUCAUUUAGUAGACGCUUUUAUCCACGACUUACAAAUGAGGAACACAGUAAGCAAUUUGUUGCACUUAAGUCAAAAAUAACUGCGUUUCCACUAUCGACCAAAUGGGGCUUACUAGUGUGUGCCAGGGCCAGUUGCAUUCCCACUAUCACUUGAAGGGCUUCAUCUUGCCUCCUCUGGGCUUCUUCUGGGCCAAUGGCCAAGCACAGUUGGCCCUCCGAUUACCCUUGGGCCAAAGAAGGGUAACUGGGGAUUGAGGUGGGGUCAAUGUCAAAGGCUGAGUUUCGCUGAGUCAGGUCAGAGGUUUCAGCACAAAGACAUCAUUUCCCAAUUUUUCAUAUCUAGCUGCCAGCUUACCUCAACAGAUCAAUUGAGAAUGGAGAAUCAUCAGUACUGGUCAGUCGAGGAAAUCAGGGCUGAUAAAUAAAUGCAACUUCAGAUCAACGUUUUCUGCUGGAUGAAGACAUGAUUAAGUAUAUUAUUGCCAAACAAAGUUGUGUAUCCAUCACACAACGGUACAGGUUUGGGAAUUAAAAUGUUAAAAAAUGAGUCAUCGUCUUACUUGUGAAAUUGACGGGGUGUGAUGUUGGCACCAUAAAUGACACGUUUUAUGGCUAUUUUAUGGUUUUAAGGCUAUUGGCCUGAGGGUGGGAAUGCAGAUAGAGGCCCGAGGCUAUUGGCCCCGGAUGACCAGUUGAUAGUCCUGGCUCACACUUGCCCAAUGGUGGAAAAGUGGGUAAUAUCUGCAGUAUCGCAAGUUCUUAAAUUGGCUGGUGUGGUAUAGAAGCUAGUGUAGAAGAACAUUUUUAUUGUAGUUGGAGUAUUGGAGUUAUUAGUGUAUUUCUGUGCAUGUAAAUGGGCUUGGUGAUUUUGUAUUUUUUUUUUUUACAUUUUAUCCCCAUUUCUCCCAGUUUGUAAUGCCCAAUUCCCACUACUUAGUAGAUCCUCAUGGUGGCACAGUUUCUCACCUCAAUCCGGGUGGCGGAGGACAAGUCUCAGUUACCUCCGCUUCUGAAACAGUCAAUCCGUGCAUUUUAUUACGUGGCUCUCUGUGCAUGACACCACGGAGACUCCACAUGUUGAGGCUCAUGCUAUUCUCCAAGAUCUGCGCUCAACUUACCACAUGCCCCAUUGAGAGCAAGAACCACUAAUCACGACCACGAGGAGGUUAUCCCAGGUGACUCUACCCUCCCUACCAACCGGGCUAAUUUGGUUGCUUAGGAGACCUGUCUGGAUUAACUCUGCAUGCCCUAGAUACAAACUCACGACUCCAGGGAUGGUAGUCAGCGUCAAUACUCACGGAGCUAACCAGGCCCAAAUGGGCUUGGUGAAUAAAGCCGACUUGGUGACAGAAUCAUUAUGGAUUACAAUCGUAGUUUGUAACAAUGUACUGCUGUGAGUGUAAUUGCUGAUGAAAAUGUUCAGUUCAGCAUGACAUCUUGUCAGUUCUUCAGUAAAAGAAGCUCAUUGGUGACUUGACAAGACCGCAAGAGCCUGGCCCAGCCACAGAACGAUUCUUUCUAACAAGUUUGAUCUGCUUUUCUAGUUGCCAGAGCCAGUAGAGAGUCCUGUUGGUCAAGGGGUUAACAACCUCCCACUGGCAGACGCUAAUCCUAGUUUGUGUGACACUGGCUUAAGCCCAAAGUAUACUUCAGUUAGACGUGAACGCUAGGGCGUCUGCAUACAGGAGGCGUAAUGCAAAUGUCGUCAUCGGCAGUGUGCUCGAGCACUGAACGCAUGCAGGCUGAUUUUUCUGACAUUGCGUUCUCUAAAUGUGCAGUUUGUGUAUGGGCUUGGAAUUAUUUGCACUAAUUAGUGGGUCCACAAAGUGGCAACACUCAGAGUUAAAUUGUUGCUUUCACAAAGAAGCGCUUGGAAGAUGAUGUAAUCGACGAAGGUGAACUUGAAGAGUGUGUGUGUGAGGAGGUCAGGAGAUAUCUGCAUUUGUAUAACUCGAGUCUGAAGGAAUAUAAAGACUUUAUGGGUCUUUAUGAGUCCAGUAUCUCAUAGCAGUCAUAUCUUGCAUGUGCCAACCACCUGUGUAUGUUGGCACCAUUCUGAAUAAAUUCUAAAGACUGUUAUGUGUGAAAAUCCCAGUAGAUCAGCAUUUACAGAAAUACUCAUACCAGCCCGUCUGGCACCAACAAUCAUCCAUGUGAUCAUCUAAUCAGCCAAUCUGGUGACAGUAGUGCAUAAAAUCAUGCAGAUACGGGUCAGGAGCAUCAGUUAAUAUUCAUAUAAACCAUCAGAAUGGGGGACAAAAUUUGAUCUCAGUGAUUUGGAAGUGGCCAGAUGGGCUGGUUUGAGUAUUUCUGUAACUGCUGAUGUCCUGGGAUUUUCACACACAACAGUCUCUAGAAUGGUGCCGAAAACAAAUAACAUCCAGUGAGGGGCAGUUCUGUGGACAGAAACACCUUGUUGAAGAGAGAGGUCAGCGGAGAAUGGCCAGACUGGUUUGAGCUGACAAAGUCUGCAGUAACUCAGAUAACCACUCUGUGCAAUUGUGCUGAGAAGAAUAUCAUAUCUGAAUGCUACUCUGAGAUGCAGAUUGAUGCUGUUUUGGCGGCACGAGGGGGACCUACACAAUAUUAGGCAGGUGGUUUAAAUGUUGUGGCUGAUCGGUUUAUGACUUCAUGUGCUAUAUUUAGUAUGUAAAUGUGCAUUUUUAUUUAAUUUCAUAAUUUGUUUCUCUACAUUAUCACAUUUUAGAUUUCUAAAAAUGUAAAAAUUCCACAUUCUAUCAAUUUAAACUGCAUAUUUAAUAAUGAUAUGAGCUGUCACUGUUUGAAAUGUCAUGUCAGCUACACAUUUUUAAGAUUUACAAGGUUGAAACCUAAAAUUGAAAACAGAAUUCCACACUUAACAUUUAAGUGCAACCAUGUUAUUAUGUAAAAACAACAUUAUGUUUAUGGGGCAAGGCUUUGCAGAUGUUUCACUAACCCACUGCACAGACACUUUAGGAGCCUGUUAAAUUCUUCAGUCUUAUUGUAUGUUGAAGUUCAAAUAUAUGUAUGAUUUUAACAUACACAUUUAUCACUCAUUUUGCUACCUUUUGUUUUUUAUAUGCAUAAUAAGUACUAUUUACAAGUACUUACACUGAGGUAACAUUAUUUUGGAUAAGCGCUAAAAUGGUACUGUCUCUUUAAGAAUAACACGUGUCUCACAAGUGUUUUGGUUUAGUGGAUUCUUUACUGCUUCCUUGCAUCCUGUUUACUUUUUGCCCCUGUAGUGACAUUCCAUUGUUUUAUAAUGUUACUUGAUAUUUUAGAUAUUUGAUAAUAUUCAAUCCGCAAUUUUUUUAUUCAAAUUUCGGGAAGUAAAAUAAAAAAAUUAAGGCAUGUUUUUGUGAAACUCCACAUAUUUUUGUAGGACUGCUUUUCUUUUAUGCUUGUGAGUAGUUUGUAGGAGUAGUUUGUUUAUUCUCAUCAGUGUUUUGUCUGUAUAUGAGCAAAAGCACCCAUGAUGAUGUUUCACAGUGCUCACAUGGUUAAUGUGAUGUAUACUCUCUGAUUUACAAAAUAAAUCUUGAUU
Xyrauchen texanus (razorback sucker) is the source of this 5978-nucleotide messenger RNA. Its product is annotated as gastrula zinc finger protein XlCGF57.1-like. NCBI's taxonomy places the organism in Eukaryota, Metazoa, Chordata, Actinopteri, Cypriniformes, Catostomidae. The record is from RefSeq and is a predicted model, not a curated record. Gene Ontology annotation, cellular component: nucleus. The transcript is spliced from 2 exons. The coding region runs from base 252 to 2090 and encodes 612 amino acids.